Messenger RNA from Acanthopagrus latus (yellowfin seabream), 7854 nucleotides. It is a transcript of the gene ubr3, whose product is annotated as ubiquitin protein ligase E3 component n-recognin 3. The transcript is spliced from 41 exons. The record is from RefSeq and is a predicted model, not a curated record. Gene Ontology annotation, cellular component: cytoplasm; ubiquitin ligase complex. Gene Ontology annotation, molecular function: ubiquitin protein ligase activity; zinc ion binding. Gene Ontology annotation, biological process: ubiquitin-dependent protein catabolic process via the N-end rule pathway; protein ubiquitination. The coding region runs from base 377 to 5998 and encodes 1873 amino acids. Lineage: Eukaryota; Metazoa; Chordata; Actinopteri; Spariformes; Sparidae.
UUGUCUUUAUUUUCAAAAACUAUUUAGAAUGUCACCGUCUUGACGUUUGAUAGUUUCCCCGUUUUCUAUGAGGUGAACCAUAAUGUUUUGCCAUUGUCACUCUUAUGGUAGGGAGGACGGUCCCAUCUGUUACCUAGAAACAAGUACGGCACUUAUGACUGUGCUGAUCUAGUUAAACAGGAAGCAGGUCGCUGACUCUGCUCGAUCAAACACAUAAUCCCACACCUGAUUUAUGCUCACUCACCGCACUCACGCAGCGCACAUUACAUUUGGAAAUCGUUGGCCAGCAACCACGUAACGGCGGCUAUCGCGAGAAAGCCCGAGAACAUGGAAACAAGACAACAAAAAUAAAUUUGUGGACAACAAGCCAGAGUGCAUGAUGGCGGCGUCGCUGCUGCGCCGGGACAAGAAAGCCACUGCCGCCCACUUGAAGGCAGACUUAAAUCGGACUGACAAUAGCUCUGGGCUCCGGCAACUCCAGGAGCUGCUCGACGCUGUGCUAAAUCCCGAAAAACCAGCGGCGGACACUGAAGCUCUUGACUGGUGUAAAUGUCUAAUUGCAGGAGGCGAAGGUUUCGAGGAGUUCUGCAAAACGGUCCGGUCCUAUGACAACGCGACUCUGUGCGGACUGGUUUGGACGGCCAAUUUCGUGGCAUAUCGAUGCCGGACCUGUGGCAUCUCUCCGUGCAUGUCACUGUGUGCUGAGUGUUUUAAUAACGGAGACCACACGGGCCAUGAUUUCAACAUGUUCAGGAGCCAGGCUGGUGGGGCCUGUGACUGUGGAGACAGUAAUGUCAUGCGAGAGAGUGGGUUUUGCAGACGGCAUCGGUUGAGAACAGGGGAGAAUGUCCCCUCAAUACCUCGAGACCUUCUCUUGAUGUCUGAGAUGGUUCUUCCUCGCUUUAUCCUGUGUAUCAUACAGUAUCUGAGGGAUGGAUACAUUGAGCCAGACACAUCAACUGAGAGAGAUCUACAAAAAGUCCUGCAGCAGCUGGAGCCUCAGAUCUCCUUCCUGGAGGAGCUCACAAAGAUGGGAGGAGCAAUGAGGACUGUACUGACAAAGAUCUUGACCAAUCAGCAAACAUUCAAGGAGUUGAGCAUGGGCCAAGAGGAGAACCUGUAUGCUAAAAAGAACUAUGACAAGUAUUUGUCAGCCUUGAAAAAUUCAGGUCUGGUGUCUGUGGAGGAAAAAGCCCAAGGUGCUACUGCUGAUGUCACUGUUGGUGCAGAAGGAGGUGCAGGAGCAUUGGUCCUCUUGGGAUCCACUGCACCUGCAAGCCCAGAUGAGUCUAAUAAAGAGGAGGACCAAGAUGCAGGGCAGUCUGUUGGACAGAGGAAGAGGGUUAAGCUGAGCAGCAGUACCAAAGACCCGUGCAUUAUUGAAUCUCUGAAGCACAAAUGCUUUCUGGAGGAGUUGCUCUUUUGGACAAUAAAGUACGAGUUUCCUCAGAAGAUGGUCACCUUCUUACUAAACAUGUUGCCAGAUCAAGAUUACAAGAUCACUUUUACGAAAACCUUUGUUCAGCAUUAUGCAUUCAUCAUGAAAACACUGAUGAAAAGCCACGAGUCGGACACCAUGUCCAACCGCAUUGUACAUAUUAGUGUGCAGUUGUUCAGCAACGAGGAGCUGGCUCGACAUGUGACUGAGGAGUGUCAGCUGCUGGACAUCAUGGUCACAGUCCUCCUCUACAUGAUGGAGAGUUGCCUUAUUAAAAGUGAGCUUCAGGAUGAAGAAAACAGUCGCCAUGUUGUAGUGAACUGCAGUGAGGCUCUGUUGAAGAACAACACCUACUGGCCAUUAGUUAGUGAUUUUAUUAACAUCCUCUCACACCAAAGUGUAGCGAAAAAGUUCCUGGAGGACCACUCAUUGUUGAUGCUGUGGAUGAGCUUUGUGUCAUUUUUCCAAGGUAUGAACCUGAAUAAGCGGGAGCUGAAUGAACAUGUGGAAUUUGAGUCUCAGACAUACUAUGCAGCGUUUGCAGCAGAACUUGAGGCCUGUGCACAACCAAUGUGGGGUCUCUUAACACACUGCAAAGUCAAAGAGACACAGGAAUAUACUAAAACUGUGGUGCGCUACUGCUUGGAGACCCUGCAGAUCUGGUUUGAUGCCAUUGGCUUUAUUGACGAGCCUGCUCCAAAUCAAGUGACAUUUCACCUGCCACUGCACCGCUACUAUGCCAUGUUCCUCAGUAAGGCUGUGAAGUGCCAAGGCUUGGACCUGGACAGCCUCUUGCCUGACCAAGAGAUGCUUAUGAAGAUCAUGGUGCAUCCACUCCAAAUCCAGGCAUGCCUGUCAGAGAUCCACAGCAAUAUGUGGGUCAGGAAUGGUCUGCAGAUUAAAGGGCAGGCGAUGACCUACGUGCAGUCACACUUCUGCAACUCCAUGAUUGAUCCAGACAUCUAUCUGCUGCAGGUUUGUGCAUCCAGAUUGGAUCCAGACUACUUUAUCUCAAGUGUUUUUGAGAGGUUCAAAGUGGUUGACCUGUUGACCAUGGCGUCUCAGCAUCAGAAUGCUGUUUUAGACUCUGAGCAGGAGAGGCCAAUGCUUGAAGGUGCACUGACCUUCCUGGUCAUUCUGACGAGCCUUCGCAUUCAUUUGGGGAUGACGGAUGACGAGAUCCUUCGGUCUGAGAUGGUCUCCCAGUUGUGUAUGAAUGACCGUACACACAGCGCGCUGUUAGACCUUAUUCCUGAGAAUCCCAACCCCAAGAGUGGCAUUGUUCCAGGGAGUUGUAGUUUUGAGGAGAUGCUCUCUGCUGUGGCCGACUUCAAAGCACCGGUGUUUGAACCUGGAGGCUCCAUGCAGCAGGGCAUGUACACACCGAAAGCGGAGGUGUGGGAGAAGGAGUUUGACCCCAUCAUGGUCGUUCUCAGAACGGUCUAUCGGCGUGAUGUCCAGUCAGCAAUGGACAGAUACUCAGCAUUUUUGAAACAGUGUGGCAUCCACACUGGCAACCCAUGGCCGCCGUACAAGGAGAGGACUCCUCUGCAUCCAUGUUACAAAGGCCUAAUCAAGCUGUUGCACUGCAAGACGCUGCACAUUGUCAUAUUCACUCUUCUAUACAAGAUCUGGAUGGAUCAUCAGAACAUGUCGGAGCAUGUGCUGUGCAUGGUGUUGUACCUGAUUGAGCUGGGCUUGGACAACCAGGUUCAAGACAACACUGUGGAUGAGGAGCCUUGCAUUGAGGAGCACUGCCACGACAGCUGGUUCCCUGGCACCAACCUCCUCUCCAAUCUGCACCAUAUCAUCAACUUUGUGAGGGUUCGUGUUCCUGAGACGGCCCCUGAAGUGAAGAGAGAGGCCCCGCCCAGCACCAGCACUGAAGCUUCUUCUUAUGGCCAGGUAGAGGAUUCCUCUGCUAACUCCAGGCGUCUUACAGGGAAUUGGAGAGAGAACCUGCGCGAAGCUCAGGUGUUCAGCCUUGUAGCGGAGCGCAGAAGGAAGUUCCAGGAAAUCAUUAACCGCAGCAACACUGAAGCCACCCAGGUUGUCAGGCCCAAGAGCUCCUCCACACGUUGGGUCCCACCUGGCACCCCCCCUCAGCUGGUGACAGAGAUCCUGGAGAUCCGGGAGAGCAUGCUGUCCCUCCUCAUCAAGCUCCAUCAGAAGCUGUCAUCCAAGCAGAACUCUCUGUCGGCGUCCUGGCUGGAGGACAUGGACACGAGCCGUCACGCCCAUGGAGAUGGUAUUACAGCCAUUGAGCGCAUCCUCACCAAGGCGGCCACACGCAGCUGCCAAAUCAAGCGCAGCAUCCAGGACAUUUGUGGGAAAGUGUGUCCUCCGGUUCCACCAAAGAAGAACAGUCCCACUGACAAGAAAACCAUGGACAAAGAAGAGAGACGUCAGAGGGCGAGAGAGAGACAGCAGAAGCUGCUCGCUGAAUUUGCCUCCAGGCAGAAGAGCUUCAUGGAAACAGCCAUGGAUGUUGAUGGGGUGGAAGUGAGUGACUUCAACUCAGUUCACAAAUCCCCUGAGACUGAGGCAGCCAUGGACUUGGGAGCAUCUGAAGUGAUGGAGUCUGAGGUUCUCUAUGACUGCGUGAUCUGUGGCCAGAGCGGACCUUCAACCGAGGACAGACCCACUGGCCUUGUAGUUCUCCUCCAAGCUUCGUCAGUGCUCGGUCACCGCUGCAAAAGCAAAGAGGCUAAGAAUCUACCAACAAGUGAUGAAGAGCACAUCUACGCUGCAGACACGUGUGGAGUUGCUCACGAUGUCAGACUCACGCUCAUGCAGCGGUUCUUCAAAGAUAGCUCCUGCCUGCAGUCGGUGUCAAUAGGUUGGGAUGGGGGCGUCUACGUCCAGACCUGUGGACACACUUUACAUAUAGAUUGCCACAAGUCAUACAUGGAGUCUCUGAGGAAUGACCAGGUGCUCCAGGGUUUCUCUGUUGACAAGGGUGAGUUUACGUGCCCACUGUGUCGACAGUUUGCCAACAGCGUCCUUCCCUGUCGCCCUGGGCGAGGCACAGAGGCUGGUACCUGGCACACACCCACAAACAAGAAGAUGUGUGUGCUUGUAAAGGAGGUGGAAGAUCUUCAGGAGAAAAUUGGUCUUUUCCCAACGGAAUCCAACUUGAGUAAAGAGAUGGAGUUUGUUAUUAAAGACAUCAAGAACACCACCCAGAAGAAAUACAUGGACUAUGGCAAGAAUCCUGGCUCCCCUGACAAUGAUUUUCUCUUCAUGUACUCAGUAGCCAGGACCAACCUGGAGUUGGAACUUGUGCACCGGGGAGGAAAUUUGUGCUCUGGAGGGGCCAGUGCUGCUGCCAAACGCUCAUGUCUCAAUCAGCUGUUUCAUGUGCUGGCCAUGCACAUGCGUCUGUACAGCAUAGACUCAGCCUACAACCCCUGGACUAAGCUGACUCAGAUUGUACAAAGCAGAGAGGCAGAUGACUUUGAUGAAGAGAGACCUGAGGUACCAAUGCUGUUUCGAGAUGUUCCAUCCCUCCUGAUUAUCUUUGUGCUAACAAUGCCACAGCCGUUGAGAAAAGAACACUUUACCUGUGUGGUGAAGAUGCUGUACAACCUGCAGUUCACCCAGGCUUUGGCUGCACUCUCAUCCAAGUUCAGCCCAGAAGAAAGGCAUGCCUGGAGCACAGCUGGAGCACUCAAGAAGAACACUGCAAACGCUGAGAAAUCUUUCGAAGCACUGCUCAGUCAUGUUAUCAGUGAUCUCUCUACAGACAAGAGUGUCUACAAGGUGAACGCUGAAGAAACUUCAAUGCUGAUUUCCAGUGUGUGGUCCCCGCAGUCUAUCGAGUUUAGCCUCCAGCAGUUCUGCCUGCCCUUCCUUCGCCUCUCCUGCCUUCUGCAGCAUCACCUUUACGGAGACAACCUGACUGGCUGCCUGGAGGAGGAGGAGUUCUCGUCCUUGGCGGUGUGUUUGGGGCUCCUACCGUCGGCCCCUCAGCCUUCCAACGUCGUGCACAGUGCCUCAUGUCUGCAGUGGCCAGUUGGCGCCUUUGACUUGGUGACACAGUGGUGUGUUGAGGUCACAGGGCUCUCUCAGAUGCAGGCAGAGCAAUCACUGACCUUGCUUGUCCAGGAUCCUCUGUGGGCAGCCCCCCGCCUUCUGCAGCUACCAGACAACUACAAUAUCAUCUUCCAGUACUAUCACAGGAAGGCCUGCACUGCCUGCAAAAAGGUGCCAAAAGACCCUGCACUCUGCCUCGUUUGCGGCGCCUUCGUCUGUCUCAAAGGCGUAUGCUGCAAACAGCAGGGUACCUGUGAAUGUGUUUUGCACUCCCAACAUUGUGGCGCAGCUACAGGCAUCUUUCUACUGAUAAAUGCCUCAGUCAUCAUCAUCAUCCGUGGACAUCGUUUCUGCCUGUGGGGUUCUGUUUACCUUGAUGCCCACGGAGAGGAGGACCGCGAUUUACGCCGCGGCAAACCUCUCUUCUUAUGUGAAGAGAGGUAUCGAGUGUUGGAGCAACAGUGGGUUUCACACACCUUUGAUCACAUCAAUAAGCGUUGGGGGCCUCACUAUAAUGGACUCUAAGAUCUUCCAAAGUCCACUGAAAAACAGCAACCCAUGACGGAGAAGAUCCCCCCCCCUUGGCUCUUAUGUCUGCCUCGAUCAAAAUAUUUGGGAACUCUCAAACGUGAUAAAUACAAACAUCUAACGAGGGUUUUGCUGCCACAGCCUUGGUUUAUGUGAAGUUUGGUGUACAAUCAUGCCUAAAGAUUAACACGUGUGUGUGUUUAAGUGGUUUAUUGUGUGGUUUUCAACAGGGAAUAAUUUGAGAAGAUCCAAGUUUAAAAGAAAAAAAAAAGCACAACUUUGCCCAGAAUUUAAAUUGGUUUGGAACAGGCUGUUGAAGCCUGUCGUAUUUAUUUGGGUUAAAAGAAUAAAUAUAUAUCAAGUGCUGAGUGUCCCUGCAAAGUUUGGUUCCUUUUUGCACCAUUUAUGACGAUGUUAAAUGCAUAUCCCUUUUAUUUAUCGAAAUGUGCUCUGCUGUGCUGGCAUGAGUUUCAAGCUCCUGAUGAGUGUGGCGAUGUUAUUGCAAUGUGCACUCAUUGUCUGCUGACACGUGAUGGUAGGCAGGACAAGUCCACCCAUCCAAACACUAGAGUUUUUUUGCAAACAAAGCAAAGGCUCUUUUUAUGGGUCUAGUUGCAAUCCAUCCUCAGGAAUUUUUUUGUUUUUGUUUUUUUUUGCUGUUUAAGAUAAGUUUUAGAUAUUUAAAUAAAUGCUGCUGCUCAUUGUUCAAGUAAGUAAUUUUAACUUUUGUGAAGACUUUUUUUUUCUAAGGUUGUGCUUUGAGUUUUUUGGUAGAUGGCUGGGAAUGUCGACUCAAUCCACUCUCUGAUGUUUAAGGGGGGUAUGCGGUCAACUCAUUAUGCUCACUACACUUUUUGUAGUCCUGCCCAAUAUCGUUUUAUCCCAUUUAUUUUUUCCCUGGUUGGUUCUGAAGAAGAUGCUAAAAUGCCCACUUUAACUGGUCAAUGAAUAAUCAAAAAUAUGUUGUCUUUGCUCCCCAAAAACCCAAAGUAAGACAUAUGGAAUUUAAGUAGCAUACUAUCAUUUGGGAGGGAAAUUUGCUGUCAGAGCUGAACAACUAUAUGAGAGCAGAAAUAUUUUACUGGAUCUGUCAAAGUAUACAAAACUUAAUGAAAUGAAAGCUGCCCUUGAGAAGAAAUGCUAAUACUUUUCAUGUUUCUGUGCUGUCAAAGUUAUAUUUUUUUCCUAAUUUGCUUUCAAUUGUUGAGUCCUGACUCCAGUAUGGAACAUUUAUUGUGAUGACUAUCCCUUCUCCACGCGUCUCCUAGUUGUGAUUUAUAGUUGCAUUCCAACAUCACAAGAUUAUCAGACUUGAGUAUCCGUUAUACACUGUGCAUGACAUCCUUUAAGCCACCAUUAUUUAAGUGUCUUAGCUACUUAAUUUUCUGAUUAUCAUCUUCUUUUUUUUUCUGGAAGAGAGGAAGUCUAUCCAGUCGUGCCUGCAAAGAUUAGUGUUAUUUUAUUUUAUUUUUUUGCGAGUGAUACACGGCAUACCGCUGAUGUCUGGUUUUCAAAUGGUGGGCCGCGUCGUGCUGCAUCGAGGAAUCUCUAAGUUAACACUUGAAAAACUUUCCUCUUGAAUUCAUGCAUGCUGCUUUUUCUGUUUACUGAGUUUCUCCUCUUCUUUCUUUAUUACGCAGUACCCACUUUGUAAAUGACCGCAACCAAAUAGCCAACGAGUAAUGGGUGUAAAUUGUAACUGAAAGCUCUUGUGUGUUCUCCUGUAUGAAUGAAGAGAGAAUACAGUACAUUACUGUAGGUGCUGACUCAAACUUUCUGAGUUUGAUCAGAAAGUAUGACUUGGACAUUUAAUGCAAAAUGUAACAUAUGUGAAUAAAAUAUAAUCACACUGA